GAGAGAAAGCUUCAUUUUUGCACUUAAAUUUAGGGAUUCCAUUGAAGAAGAAGAGAAUGGUUUUAGAAGAAGAAAAAUCAAGAGAGAAAGAGGAAAUAAAAAGGGGCUCAAAAGGGAAAGAAGAACCAUUUCAUGUCACUCAUAAAGUUCCACCUGGUGAUAGUCCCUACGUUAGGGCAAAAUAUGCUCAGUUGAUAAAGAAGGAUCCUGAGAGUGCAAUUGCAUUGUUUUGGGAAGCAAUAAAUAAAAGGGACAGAGUAGAAAGUGCACUAAAAGAUAUGGUUGUGGUUAUGAAGCAACUUAAUAGAGCUGAAGAAGCCAUUCAUAUCCUCAAAACCUUUAGAUUUCUUUGCUCAAAAACCUCUCAAGAAUCUAUUGACAAUGUUCUUAUCGAUCUGUUUAAGAAAUGUGGGAGAAUUGAAGAACAAAUAGAGCUGUUGAAGAGAAAAUUGAGAAUGAUUUAUCAAGGAGAAGCUUUUAAUGGAAAGCCCACAAGAACAGCUCGUUCUCAUGGCAAGAAAUUUCAGGUUUCUGUCAAACAAGAAACCUCUAGAUUAUUGGGAAAUCUUGGGUGGGCCUACAUGCAAAAGCCCAACUACAUGAUGGCAGAGGCAGUGUACAAGAAGGCCCAAAUGAUAGAUCCAGAUGCGAACAAGGCUUGCAAUUUGGGCCUUUGUUUAAUGAAACAGGGCCGCCUCCAUGAGGCCAUUUUAGUUCUCGAACAAGUCCAGCAAGGCCUAAUUCCGGGCUCAGAUGAAACCAAAGCCCAAAAACGGGCAGCAGAUUUGCUGACCGAAAUCAGGUCAAGGCAAUCUCUGCCCGAAUCUAUUGAACUAUUGGGCCUUAGUAUUGAUGCUGAUUUGCUUAAUGGGCUUGAGCAAUUGGUCAACAAAAAAGGCCCAUUUAGGUCCAAGAGGCUUCCUGUUUUUGAGGAAAUUUCUUCAUUUAGGGAUCAAUUAGCUUGUAAUUAAUUAAUUAAUUAGUGAAUAACUCUUCUUUUUUCUUUUUUCUUUUUUCUUUUCCUUUUUUUAGGAUUUUUUUUUUUUUUAGUGGAUGGAUUGGUUGGUGUUUGGAAUUAGAAUGAUGUGUUUGGUCUCUCGAAAUAUGGAGCUCAAGUGAAAUGGUCAGAAGGAAAUGUUUGUAUUAUUUUGUUAAUUGUGUUUUUACAAUUUGGAUAAAGAUGUAAAUAUAGUUUUAGGGUUUGGAAUAAAUUUCUGU
This is a messenger RNA of Benincasa hispida (wax gourd), 1218 nucleotides long. It is a transcript of the gene ATSDI1, whose product is annotated as Tetratricopeptide repeat (TPR)-like superfamily protein. The record is from RefSeq and is a predicted model, not a curated record. NCBI's taxonomy places the organism in Eukaryota, Viridiplantae, Streptophyta, Magnoliopsida, Cucurbitales, Cucurbitaceae. Gene Ontology annotation, molecular function: protein binding.